Messenger RNA from Penaeus vannamei (Pacific white shrimp), 1920 nucleotides. The record is from RefSeq and is a predicted model, not a curated record. Lineage: Eukaryota; Metazoa; Arthropoda; Malacostraca; Decapoda; Penaeidae.
AUGCACUUGUUCACAGAGUACAAAAAAUAUCCAAAAUCCUGCAGGCAUCAGCACAUAGCUAUUGAGAACCGCAAACAAGGCUCCCUCUAUUUUGUUUCCCUACACAUUUCCCUCAAAGCGCAGAAGCGGCAGCAGAAGGCCGAAGAGAACCGCGCUCAGCACCUCAAGUUAGUGCUGGAGCAGAUGAUGAAGGCGUUCGUUGCAAAGACGGGCGAACUGCUGAUUGGAGAGCUGGUGGUCGCAGGUCCUGGCAACAUGAGGGCCGCCCUCGCCAAGCUCCUGCCGCAGCAGCUGGUUGGCAAGCACCAGCAGGUUAGCAAACCCCAACAGGUUGACAAGCACCAGCAGGUUGGCCAGCAACAGCAGGUUUGGCAAGCACCAGCAGGUUGGCAAGCACCAGCAGUUGGCAGCAAGGCACAGGCAGGUUUGGCAAAGCACCAGCAGCGUCGGCAAGCACCAGCAGGUUGGCAAAGCACAGCAGGUUGGCAAGCAACAGCAGGUUUGGCAAGCACCAGCAGGUUAGCAAACCCCAACAAGGUUGACAAGCACCAGCAGGUUGGCAAGCACCAGCAGGGUUGGCUUGGCAAGCAACAGCAGGUUGGCAAAGCACCAGCAAGUUGGCAAGCACACCCAGCAGGUUGGCCCAGGUUAGCAAGCCAGGUCGGCAAGCACAGCAGGUUGGCAAGCACCAGCAGGUUGGCCAAGCAACCAGCAGGGUUGGCAAGCCACCAGCAGGUUAACAAACCCCAACAGGUUGACAAGCAACAGCAGGUUGGCAAGCACCAGCAGGUUAGCAAACCCCAACAGGUUGACAAGCACCAGCAGGUUAGCAAACCCAACAGGUUGACAGCACCCAGCAGGUUGGCAAGCACAGCCCAAGCACAGCAGGUUGGCAAGCACCAGCAGGUUGGCAAGCACCAGCAGGUGGCAAAGCACCAUCAAGUUGGCAAGCACCAGCGAGUCAGCAACCAUCAGGUUGGCAAGCACAGGUUGGCAAAAGCAAGUUGGCAGCACACAGCAGGUGGCAAGGCAGUUGGCAAAUCCCAGCAGGUUGGCAAGCACCAGCAGGUUCAAAGGUUGCAGCAGCAGGUUGGCAAGCAACAGCAGGUUGCACCAGGUUGGCAAGCACCAGCAGGUUGGCAGCAACAGCAGAUUGGCAAGCACCAGCAGGUUGGCAAGCACCAGCAAGUUGCCAAGCACCAGCAGGUUAGCAAACCCAACAGGUUGACAAGCACCAGCAGGUUGGCAAGCACCAGCAAGCAACCAGCAGGUGGCAAGCACCAGCAGUUGCAAGCAAGGUUAGGCAAACCCCAACAGGUUGACAAGCACCAGCAGGUUGGCAAGAACCUGCAGGUUAGCAGGUGCAAAGCACCAGCAGGUGGCAAGCACCAGCAGGUUGCAAGCAACAGCAGGUUGGCAAGCAGCAUGGCAAGCACCAGCAAGGUUGCCAAACACCAGCAGUUAGCAUUGUUGCAAGCACCAAGCAGGUUGGCAAGCACCAGCAGGUUGGCAAGCACCAGCAGUUUUGGCAAGCACCAGCAACCCCAACAGGUUGACAAGCACCAGCAGGUUGGCAAGAACCAGCAGGUUAGCCAACAGGUUGGCAAGCACCAGCAGGUUUGCAGGUUGCAAGCACCAGCAGGUCAGGUUGGCAAGCACAGCAGCAACAGCAGGUUUGGCAGCAAACACCAGCAGGUUGGCAAGCACCAGCAGGUUGACAAGCACCAGCAGGUCGGCAAGCAACAGCAGGUUGGCAAGCAGCAAAAAGCAGGUUGGCAAGCAGCAGGUUUGGCAAGCACCAGCAGGGGGCACCAGCAGGUCGGCAAGCAACAGCAGUUGGCAAGCACCAGCAAGUUUGCAGCUCUUUGUUCACCAUGUCGGUCGGCGUUGUCAGGGAAGCUUACUAAUGCUGACAAGUAA